AUACAAAUACAUCUUUAAGGAAUUUAUUAUAUAAAAGAUUAUUGAAACCAUUUCAGUUAUUGAAGAUAUUUUGAAGACGUAUCAUUAUGAAGAUGCUGAAAAUAUCUUAUAUUCUAUUUUGCGUACUGCCGUUGAUCUUGGCAAUACCAUUUACGGAACAGGAAAAUGAAUUGCAUGAAAAUCUUCAUUCAAUAUUUGAUAAAGUAUUAAGUCCUGAAGAAUUAAUACGCAAAGAGGGUUACACUGCUGAAACUCAUCAAAUCGUGACGGAGGAUCGAUAUAUUUUAGAUGUCCACAGGAUCUCAGAAUCCCCAAAAAGUUCGACUAAAAACAAACCAGCAGUAUUACUUGUCCAUGGAGUGUUUGAUUGUUCAGCUACGUGGCUCAUACCAGGACCAGGAAAGGGUUUAGGUUUCUUGUUAGCAGAUUUGGGAUACGAUGUAUGGAUGAUUAAUGUGCGUGGUAAUCGAUACGCACGAAGACAUUUAGAUAUGAAUAUUUCAGAUAAAAAUUAUUGGAAUUUCAGUUGGCAUGAAAUUGGAGUGUACGAUAUUCCAGCGACAAUUGAUUAUAUUCUUAAAAGAACUAAAAAAGAAAAGAUUUUUAUCAUAUCGCACAGUCAAGGUGGUUCGGCUUUCUUUGUAAUGGCUAGUGAGCGUCCAGAAUAUCAAAACAAAAUUAUCGCUAGUUUUUCUAUGGCUCCAGCAGUUUUCAUGUCAAGAACAAAUAAUCCUUUAUUUCAAAUAUUAGCUCCAUUUAGUAAUGAUAUCAAGUGUUUAACAAAAUUAAUAGGCUUAUAUGAAUUUAAACCAUCGAAUAAACUUAUACAAAUGCUUGGAAAAAAAAUGUGUAAGGAUGGCGAGUUGUUGCAACCAAUAUGUCAAAACAUCGUAUUCCUGUUUGGUGGUAUCGAUAAAGAACUUAACACGACUCUAUUGUCUCUCAUUACUCAAUAUGAUCCUGCUGGUUCAUCUGUGAAUCAAUUUGUGCAUUUUGCGCAAUCAAUUCAUUCAGGUAAGUUCCGGAAAUACGAUUAUGGCGUUAUUGAUAACUUGAAAAAGUAUGGUAAAAUUUAUCCUCCUGAUUAUGAACUUGCUAAAAUCAAAAUACCGGUAUAUUUGUAUUAUGCAGCCAACGAUAUAUUUAUCAAUGUUGAGGACUUGAAUGAUUUAUAUAAGGCAUUACCCAAUGCUCAGAAAUUUUUAGUACCUUCUAAAACUUUUGCCCAUCUUGAUUUUGUAUGGGGCAAACAUGUAGACGUUUUGGUAUACAGCCAAAUUUUCGCUUUUAUGGAACGAUACAAAAAAGAACAAUUAAUUUAAUGCCUAUAAUUUAUUAUUUAAAAUAUAUAUUUUUAAAUUAAUAAAAAUAUAAACAAUAUAUGAUCACAAA
This is a messenger RNA of Apis dorsata (giant honeybee), 1392 nucleotides long. Its product is annotated as lipase 3-like. Gene Ontology annotation, molecular function: hydrolase activity, acting on ester bonds. Lineage: Eukaryota; Metazoa; Arthropoda; Insecta; Hymenoptera; Apidae. The transcript is spliced from 8 exons. Gene Ontology annotation, biological process: lipid metabolic process. The record is from RefSeq and is a predicted model, not a curated record. The coding region runs from base 87 to 1322 and encodes 411 amino acids.